UUUAAAUUUAAUUUAUUGUUAAGUUCAAAACAAAAUGAAUUUUUUACACAUUUUAUCUCUGUUAUUAGUAGCUUUUGUGGCCUCUGCCUCUGCCCAAUUGUGUCCAGGAAGUCCACUUGCUCCUGCAUGUGCAGGCUCUCGGAAUGAUGGUCGUGGUGGCCGCGGUUGUGUAUCCCGUCGCAUGUGGUACUGGGAUGGUCGUUCUCGACAAUGUCGUGAAAUGCGUUACAUGGGUUGUGGUGGCAACAGCAAUCGUUGGUGUUCUUGGGCUGCCUGUCAACGCAGAUGUCGUCGCCGUUAAGUUUUCACAAAAUUUUACAUUUUUUUUAUAAUUUAAUAGAAUAUUAAAUUUGUUUUUUAAUUUUAUUAAAUUUAAUUAAUAUUUUAAUUGACUGCAAGU
Molecule: messenger RNA, 400 nt
Organism: Lucilia cuprina (Australian sheep blowfly)
Lineage: Eukaryota; Metazoa; Arthropoda; Insecta; Diptera; Calliphoridae
Product: kunitz-type serine protease inhibitor homolog dendrotoxin I-like
Exons: 2
Coding region: 35-301 (88 amino acids)
Molecular function (GO): serine-type endopeptidase inhibitor activity
Source: RefSeq, a predicted model, not a curated record